AUGGCCGGCGAUACCGAUCACGACACGCUGGUCUUGCAGCUCCUCGAGUUCGUUCCCAAUGCCACACCCGAGCAAGCAACUCAAUACCUGUCAGCAAACAACUGGGAUCUCGACGCCGCUGCAGCAUCGCUCAUGGCUGAUGCUGAUGAGGCCGAGGAGGAUGCUGGCACAGAAGCAGCUCCUGCUUCUUCCUCUUCAGCAGCAGCUGCACCACCCGGAUACACUGGUCCCCGAACUCUCGACGGUCGCCCUGCACAAGGUUAUUCGACUUCUUCCAGCGGCUCGGCCAAGAAGACUCAACCCAAGAAGAAGGGCCUCGCCACGCUGAGUUCACUUGGUGGCGGCGGACAUGAUCACGACGAUGAUGACAGUGAUGACGAUGACGAUGAUCCCCACAGAGACACAUACGCCGGCGGUGAGAAGAGUGGCCUAGCCGUUCAGGAUCCCAAUUCGGCCAAGGGCAAUGCUCAACGCAUUCUGGAUGACCUAUUGGCCAAGGCAAGAUCACAGGCACCACGUCCCGAGGCUUCCUCGGCAGGUCCUUCAACCGCCGCCUCUUUCCGCGGAACCGGCCAGACACUAGGUGGCGAAGGAGUAGAGAGCCGUACGAUCCCCGACCCUCACGGCGCCGCCUCUGCCCCUGCCUCUGCAAACGCACCUGUACAAGAACGACGACUUCACCUCUGGCGCGAUGGCUUUAGCAUUGACGACGGCCCCUUGCGACGUUUCGACGACCCUGAGAAUGCGGAAGCACUGCGCAUGAUUCAGCAGGGCCGCGCUCCCCUUCAACUGAUGAAUGUUCGCUAUGACGAACCCAUAGACGUUAAGCUUGAGCAGCACGACGAGGACUUUAGGCAGCUUCCAAAGGUGUACAAACCCUUUGGUGGCGAGGGCAGACGACUAGGCAGUCCUGUUCCUGGCGACAGCGGCGCCGCCACUGUGCCCGUUGCUGCCCCGCCUGCUUCAGCCUCAACCGCAGCUCCUUCUACUGCAGCUACCAAUGUAGACAGCUCCCAGCCUACAAUCAUGAUUCGCAUUCAGAUGCCCGACGGUACUCGACUGCCGGCAAGAUUCAACACGACUCACACUGUGAACGAUGUGUACAACUUCAUCACCCAGUCGUCACCCGACUUGCGCUCUGGAGGAUGGGUUCUCGCCACCACGUUCCCCAACAAGGAUCACACGGACAAGUCGUUGGUGCUAGGCGAUAUGGCAGAAUUCAAGAAGGGCGGCACAGCCAUGGUUAAGCGAAGCACAUGA
Pestalotiopsis fici W106-1 is the source of this 1260-nucleotide messenger RNA. RefSeq lists its product as uncharacterized. Lineage: Eukaryota; Fungi; Ascomycota; Sordariomycetes; Amphisphaeriales; Sporocadaceae. Gene Ontology annotation, biological process: Golgi organization; proteasome-mediated ubiquitin-dependent protein catabolic process; autophagosome assembly. Gene Ontology annotation, molecular function: ubiquitin binding. The coding region runs from base 1 to 1260 and encodes 419 amino acids. Gene Ontology annotation, cellular component: cytosol; nucleus. The record is from RefSeq and is a predicted model, not a curated record. The transcript is spliced from 2 exons.